Molecule: messenger RNA, 1692 nt
Organism: Monoraphidium neglectum
Lineage: Eukaryota; Viridiplantae; Chlorophyta; Chlorophyceae; Sphaeropleales; Selenastraceae
Exons: 6
Coding region: 1-1692 (563 amino acids)
Source: RefSeq, a predicted model, not a curated record
AUGCGAGCCGCAGCGGGGCACGUGAAUCCAGGGGAGAGCUCUAAUCCGCCUGAUGAGCCGCACUACGCCGAGGCGGCCCCUCGCGCACCGCCCCCAAGCGCUGGCCGCGGAGGGGCCGGCGCCGCCGCCGACGCCGCCGCUGCGGGCGCGAAUUCGGCAGCAGCGGCGCCGGCGCGGCGCGGCGGCGGCGGGGCCGGAGGCGAGCGGGACGAUCACGGAGGGUUCGAUGCGGACGGGGAAGAUGAGCUGCAGGGUCCAUAUGAGACUGAGGUUGACGAGGACGAGGAGGACGAGGAAGACAGCGAUGAUUUGGCCCUGGAUCUCGACCUCGGCCUCUUCCACAGCCAGAUCGACGAAGCCAUUCGCGGCACGCAGCGCGCCGCCGCGCCUGCGGGGCCGGCCGCCGCGCGCGCGUUCCCGUGCGGGCGGCGAGGGCGGCGGCGGCGGCGCCGCAGCCGCGGCCUGGGCUGGGGGUCGGGCAGCGAUGAGGGCGCCUCUGAGGAUAUUGGGGGCAGCGAGGGGGAGACAGACAGCAGCGACGGCGGCAGCGGCAGCAGCAGCAGCAGCUUGGGUCUGUCUGAUCUUGACUCAGACGAGGAGGUCGCCGCGGCGCUGGGGGCGCGGCGCCAUGGCCACGCGGGCGGCGUCGGCAGCGCCGUCGCCUGGCCACGCGGCCUUGGCCCGAUGGGCGGCGCCGGGCGCCGCGGCGGCCGCGGGGCGCGCGGCGCGGGGGGCGGCGGCAGCGACAGCGGCGGCGAGUCCGGGGGCCACACCGGCGCCCCAAACCCGCUGCGGUCGCGCCACUGGGUCGGCACCUUCAACACCGGCGGCACGGCCGCGCCCGCGCCCGCGCCCGGCCCCGCCCCGGUGCUCUCUGAGCCGGGCGCGAGCGGCGCGGAGGGCGCGGGCGAGGCGGUGCCGGCCGGGGACCCGGGCCUGCAGAUGGGCGCGUUUGCGCUGCGCUUCCUGCCGCCCAACUCGGAGGCGCGGGAAGUCGCGGAGAAGCUGCCCUUCCUGCAGAAGAUGCUGGACGGCCAGCUGGGCAGGCGCAUCCGCACCACACAUGCCUGCGUGCAGGCCCUGGAGCGGCGCCCAGACAGCCAGCUGGCGGCGGGGCUGGAGGAGUUCAAGGCAAAAACGCAGGCGCUCGCCCAGCUCGACGCCUCGUCCCGCGAGGCGAGCGCCCGCAUCCAGCAGGCGGCGGCAGAGCUGACGCCCCACGAGUGGAGGGCCGUAGCCGUGGCGGUCGGCCGCGGCCGCACGGGGCCGGAGUGCAAGGAGCAUUGGUUGGCGGCGCGGAGUGAGGGCGCGACGCGGCCCUGGGGCCCGCAGGAGAGGCAGCUGCUCAUGCAACUCGUGCAGCAGCACGGCCGCAACGGCCAGUGGGAGGCGAUUGCCGCGGCCCUCGGCACCGGCCGCCCCGCCAGCGCCUGCCUGCGCUUCUUCGCCACGCAGCUCGGCGGCGCGGCGGCCGCGGCGGCCGCGGCGGCGGCGGCGCCUGUGUUCACCCCUCAGAUGGACGAUGAGCUGCGGCGGUUGGUGGAGGCAGUCGGGCCGAGGUGGCGGCUGAUCGGCCAGAGGAUGGGCUUGAGAGCAAAGCAGGUGGGCGGCAGGUGCAAGAGGAGACCCUGCUGUGGACGGCCUGCAGGGGUGGGCCGCUGCUCUGCGCUCGGGAGGCGGGGCCGGCCCUAG